Messenger RNA from Penicillium angulare, 417 nucleotides. RefSeq names its product RidA family protein. Bases 1 to 417 code for a protein of 138 amino acids. Gene Ontology annotation, molecular function: deaminase activity. The transcript has 2 exons. Gene Ontology annotation, cellular component: cytosol. Lineage: Eukaryota; Fungi; Ascomycota; Eurotiomycetes; Eurotiales; Aspergillaceae. The record is from RefSeq and is a predicted model, not a curated record.
AUGUCUCACUUGACCUACUACGCAUACAAAGGUGUUGGCGAGCGCAACCAGAAGCAGUACCAGUACAGCCAGGCUGUGCGCAUUGGUGACCGCAUUGAAUGCGCCGGUCAGGGAGGCUGGAACCCGGAGACUGGCGUCAUCCACCGCGAAAUCAACGCCCAGAUUGACCAAGCCUUCGAAAAUGUUGAGCUGAACUUGAAAGACGCCGGCGGCAAGGGUUGGGACCAGGUUUUCCGUGUUGUCUCGUACCACGUACCUAUCAACAAUGAGGCUAUAGAUGCUAUGGUGCAGAACUUCAAGAAGUGGUGUCCUAACCACAACCCCAUCUGGACGGUCAUCGGAGUGCCAAGACUUGGAGAGGACGAUAUGAGGGUGGAAAUUGAGGUCGUUGCGCACAUUCCAGAGGAAAGUAAAUAA